Asparagus officinalis (garden asparagus) is the source of this 1409-nucleotide messenger RNA. RefSeq names its product protein PIN-LIKES 7-like. The transcript is spliced from 11 exons. The record is from RefSeq and is a predicted model, not a curated record. Gene Ontology annotation, biological process: endoplasmic reticulum to cytosol auxin transport. Gene Ontology annotation, cellular component: membrane. Bases 167 to 1396 code for a protein of 409 amino acids. Lineage: Eukaryota; Viridiplantae; Streptophyta; Magnoliopsida; Asparagales; Asparagaceae.
UCUCUCUCUCUCUCAUAUCAUAAUUACAACAUGUGGACGUCGUUUCAAAAUUCUCUUUCACUUGAGCAUUUACCUUCUCUCCUCUUUCUUAUAUCAUUGUCCUUCUUCUUCAGACUUCGCUUAGCUCUGCAACACUGAUUUCCUCAGUGCUGCAGCAGCUACAAAAAUGGGUCUCUUGGAUUUGCUUGUGGUGGCAUCCAUGCCAACACUCCAAUUCUUGCUUGUUGGCCUCGUCGGAGUCUUUCUUGCUUCCGACUACUGCAACAUCCUCACACCUGAUGCUCGAAGAGAUACCAACAAGAUUAUAUUCUAUGUGUUCUCUCCUGCGCUGAUAUUCACAAGCUUAGCGAAAACUGUCACUCUCCACGACAUUAUCUCAUGGUGGUUUAUGCCUGUUAAUAUUGCCUUUACGUUCUUGAUCGGCACAAUUCUUGGAUGGGCAGUGGUGAAGAUCUUGAGACCAAAGAGCCACAUUGAAGGGCUUGUUAUGGCAAGUUGCUCUGCAGGGAAUUUGGGCAAUCUGAUGUUGAUAAUUAUACCUGCUGUCUGCAAUGAAGAAAACAAUCCUUUUGGGGAUCCAAACACUUGCAACUCCCGUGCUCUAUCUUAUGUCUCGUUAUCCAUGGCACUCGGGGGGUUCUACAUAUGGACACAUACUUACAGUAUAAUGAAAAGAAUGGAAAUCAAUCAUCUUACAGUACUCAAGCUAACAGAUACAGGGAGCCAACAAGAACCCAAGCUAACAAAUACAGAGAGCCAACAAGACGCGCUGCUUUGUUCAUCAAAUAAUGUAGUAGAUGAAGCCCAGAUGAUUGUGCCAUUGUUAUCUAGUGGAAAGCUCACAAGCAGCAAGGUACAAUGCUGGGGUCAAAUGAAAGAAGUACUUCAUCAAAUCUCAAAAAAGCUCAUGGCACCGUCUACUAUAGCAGCGAUGAUCGGCUUCAUUGUUGGUGUCGUGCCAUGGUUAAAAUCACUCAUGAUUGGAGCCUCUGCGCCGCUUAGAGUAAUCCAGGACUCAACAGCAUUAUUGGGAGAUGGCUCAGUCCCUUGCAAUACUCUUAUUCUUGGCGGGAACCUAACUAAAGGACUCCGGAAGUCUACAGUAAAGCCCUCGACAGUUAUAGGAAUAAUCGUAGCACGGUAUGUUCUUCUUCCAAUAGCAGGAAUUGGGGUAGUGAAAGCAGCAGGUGCAUUGGGAUUCCUGCCACAAGAUCCACUAUUUCAUUAUGUUCUGCUAAUUCAGUUUGUUCUUCCUCCUGCCAUGGCCAUCGGGAUCAUGGCUCAACUAUUUGAUGUUGGUCAGGAAGAAUGUUCAUAUAUUUUUCUCUGGACUUAUUUGGCUUCUGCUCCUGUACUUACACUUUGGUCGACAAUCUUUAUGUAUAUAUUGUCCUAGAUUGCGCUUACAU